This is a messenger RNA of Tauraco erythrolophus (red-crested turaco), 2396 nucleotides long. The record is from RefSeq and is a predicted model, not a curated record. Lineage: Eukaryota; Metazoa; Chordata; Aves; Musophagiformes; Musophagidae.
CCAUGCAAGAAAGCAUACAUUUUGCUUCAUCAGGAGAUGACAUUAAAAUAUGGGAUUCUUCAUCUCUAACUGCGGUGGAGCAGUUCAACCCACACACACCCUCACAUCCAGUCAGCUCGCUAUGUUGGUCCAGCAAUAAUAAAUACCUGGCCACUGCUUCUGCUGCUGGUGAUAAAAUAGUUGUUUCAAGCUGUAAAAGCAAACCUGUUCCACUCUUUGAAAUAGCUGAAGGAGCAAAACAGACGUGUGUGAGCUUGAAUUCUAGUUCUUCGUAUAUUGUGAGUGGAGGCCUUGAUAACACAGUUAAUAUCUGGGACCUGAAAUCCAGAAAGGUUUACCGUAGCCUUAAGGAUCAUAAAGAUGAAGUGACAUGUAUCACAUAUAAUUGGAAUGAUUGCUACGUUGCUUCUGGAUCUUUGAGUGGUGAAAUUAUCCUACACAGUGUUACCACCAAUUUAUCAAGUACUCCCUUUGGUUAUGGCAGCCGUCAGCCUAUUCGACACUUGAAAUAUUCAUCCUUUAAGAAAUCCUUGCUGGGCAGUGUUUCUGACAGUGGAAAUGUAACUCUGUGGGAUGUAAAUAGCCAGAACCCAUAUCAUAAUUUUGAAAAUACUCAUAAAGCACCAGCUUCAGAAAUCUGCUUUUCUCCAGUCAAUAAGCUGCUGCUUGUAACUGUAGGUUUGGAUAAAAGAAUUAUUCUCUAUGACACUUCAAGUAAAAAAUUACUGACAACAAUAGUAGCUGAUUUUCCUCUGACAACGGUGGACUUCAUGCCUGAUGGUACUACUUUGACUAUAGGAUGUUCCCGGGGAAAAAUCUGCCAGUAUGACUUAAGACAACUGACAUCACCAGUGAAAACAGUUAUGGCUCACAAAGGCUGUGUGAAAUGCAUACGUCUUCAGUUCAGUAGCACUUUUUCCAAGUCUAACCUUACAGGUUCUUCAAAUAAGCCUGUAUCCAAAAGAGUAGAAGUCAAAGCUGGUAGUAAUCUUGGAGGAAUUCAAAAUAUUGGCAUCAAAAACAUUGCCUCUCAAGCAUCAGCAACAGUUUCACCCCAUCUGACAUUGCCAAAUGAGAGUAAGGGAGGAGAGGUUCUUCAGGAGAAAACAGGCUUUCCCCAUAGUUGCAGCUUGGAUGUGAUUCCAUCUAAAGAAACAGAUCAUGGCAAAAGCGCUGAUUUACGUAAUUUUGACAAUUUGAGCCGAAGUAGUUUAGGAGAUAUGUUUUCUCCAGUCAGAGAUGAUACUAUUGCAAAUAAACUGGAUGAAGAUCCUCAAGGAAAAGGAGAUGGUAAACAUACUUUCAGUCUGGAUGUUCAGUCCUACCUUUUGGGUUUGGAUUUUCUCCCACAGGUCACCACUGCCUUACAAGCAAAAAGAAACCCAGUGGGCAGUAGUGCACAUGGGAUAAGGUCCAGUCCAUUACAUGCACUUGUGGGAUCUCCAAUUAAAGAAGAAGAACAUUCAGAAACUGAUAAUAAGAAAAUAAAUCUUGGAAAACAAGAAUCUAAAGAAGUCUUAAAGCAGCUUUCAAAGUCGAGCUCAUCAAGCACAGAGUCUGUAACUUUAAGUCCUCCGCCAUCAUCCACUGCUGUAAAGGCUCCUGAUACAAAUGAGAGACUAAUGAAAAACAUUGAGGCCCAUCCUGCAUAUGACCUACCAGUAAAUGGUACUACCUCAACAAGUCCAAAGAUAACAUCACCUGUAACUGCUGGAGUUGCAAGUUCAUUGUCAGAAAAAAUAGUAGAAACCAUUGGGAGUAGCAGACCAAACGCACCUCUGACAUCAAUCCAAAUUAACUUCAUUCAGAAUAUGAUACAAGAAACAAUGGAUGACUUCAGAGAAGCAUGCCAUCGAGAUAUUGUGAAUUUGCAAGUGGAGAUGAUCAAGCAGUUCCAUAUGCAGUUGAAUGAAAUGCACGCUUUACUUGAAAGAUAUUCUGUAAAUGAAAGCUUAGUAGCUGAAAUUGAGAGACUACGAGAGGAAAACAAAAGACUGAGAACUCACUUCUGAGAGAUUUACUCUGCUAAUUUUAUUAGCAUGAACUCGCUACAGGCGGUGGUUGCUUAUGACAGAUCAUCCAUCAUGACUGAAGUAUUGUAUGAAGACCUGCUAUUAUUUCAAACAUGAGUCUUUUCUAAAUAAAUGGUGUGAGAUACUAUAUGUAAUUAUAAAAUUUGUAACAGAUAAAUGCUGUAUAAAGAAUGUUUGCAUACUCAUGCUAACCACCUUGAAAUGCAUCCUUCUAACAGAAAAACUAAAAGGGUAAGUACAUAAUCAGAGUUUUAGCAAUAUGUGAAGUGCCUUUUUAUAAACAAAAUCAAACCAGGACGGAUGCCUUUUUCUGUAAGAAUUUUUUGAUAUACCUACUUUUUUAUCUGCUUCGUUAUUUUACUG